Molecule: messenger RNA, 2448 nt
Organism: Xyrauchen texanus (razorback sucker)
Lineage: Eukaryota; Metazoa; Chordata; Actinopteri; Cypriniformes; Catostomidae
Product: tyrosine 3-monooxygenase
Exons: 13
Coding region: 31-1500 (489 amino acids)
Biological process (GO): dopamine biosynthetic process from tyrosine
Cellular component (GO): axon; perikaryon; cytoplasm
Molecular function (GO): iron ion binding; tyrosine 3-monooxygenase activity
Source: RefSeq, a predicted model, not a curated record
CAUCCCGUUUCGCGGGCUGAUAACUUGAAUAUGCCGAAUUCAAACAGCUCCACAUCUUCCACAAAGAGCAUCAGAAGGGCCGCUUCUGAACUCGAGCGCUCCGAUUCUAUUACGUCUCAGAAGUUUGUGGGGAGGAGGCAGAGCUUGAUCGAGGACGCGCGUAAAGAGCGCGAGGCGGCGGCUGCCGCGGCGGAGGUUGCGGGACUGAGCGAGCAGAUCGUGUUCGAGGAGAGCGACGGAAAAGCGCUGCUCAGUCUGUUCUUUUGUCUGAGGAGUUCAAAGAGCCCAGCGCUGUCCCGCGCCCUCAAGGUUUUUGAGACAUUUGAAGCCAAGAUCCAUCAUCUUGAGACCAGACCCAUUCGAAAGCCCAAGGAUGGUUUGGAAGAUCUGGAAUAUUAUGUUCAGUGUGAGGUGCAUCUGUCAGAUGUAAACACACUGAUCAGCUCUCUAAAGAGAAGUGCAGAGGACGUCAAAACCACAAAAGAGGUUAAAUUUCAUUGGUUUCCCAUAAAAAUAGCUGAACUGGAUAAGUGCCAUCAUCUUGUCACCAAAUAUGAUCCCGAUCUGGAUCCCGAUCAUCCAGGCUUCACUGACCCUGUUUAUCGAAAGCGAAGAAAGAUGAUUGGAGACAUUGCCUUUAAAUACAAACACGGUGAGACGAUUCCUCGAGUGGAGUACACAGAAGAGGAGAUAGGAACAUGGCGUGAGGUUUACUCAACUCUGAGAGAUCUGUACACAACUCAUGCCUGUAGUGAACAUUUAGAGGCGUUCCGAUUACUGGAGAAGCACUGUGGCUACAGCCCCAAUAACAUCCCUCAACUAGAGGAUGUAUCCCGCUUCCUAAAAGAGCACACUGGAUUUCAGCUGAGGCCGGUGGCAGGUCUCCUCUCGGCAAGAGAUUUUUUGGCUAGUCUGGCUUUCCGUGUGUUCCAGUGCACGCAAUACAUACGGCAUGCAUCCUCUCCCAUGCACUCCCCUGAACCGGACUGUGUCCAUGAACUUCUUGGUCAUGUUCCUAUACUGGCUGAUAGAACGUUUGCACAGUUUUCCCAGAGUAUUGGCCUUGCCUCUCUUGGAGCCUCUGACGAAGACAUUGAAAAAUUGUCGACACUUUAUUGGUUCACAGUGGAGUUUGGAUUGUGUAAACAGGCAGGGACAAUCAAAGCGUAUGGUGCAGGACUGUUGUCUUCUUAUGGCGAGCUGGUGCAUUCACUUUCAGAUGAGCCAGAGAGACGAGAGUUUGACCCGGACACUGUAGCUGUUCAGCCAUACCAAGACCAGAAUUACCAAUCCGUCUAUUUUGUGUCCGAAAGCUUCUCUGAUGCCACAGAUAAACUGAGAGCAUAUGUGACCAGCAUCAAGAGACCAUUUUCUGUGAGGUUUGACCCAUACACAGACAGCAUAGAAGUGCUGGACAACCCGGUGAAAGUCAAGUUAGGGCUGGAGUCCAUUAAAGAUGAACUCAAGAUACUCACAGAUGCCCUGAAUGUGCUGGCUUGAUUUUCCCAUGAGGAGUGAAUCAUCUGUCUUGUUUCCUUCAUGCUUCAUAUUUGACAGUUUUGUCUUUAUCUUUUGUGUCUACAUGUCACAUCUGCUGCUUCAGAUGUUGUUGCUUUAAAAAGCCGAGUGCAAACCUCAAAUCCUCACAUUGGGACUGAUUCCAAAAACCGUAAUGGAUCUCUAUGUGAAAAAAACAAAACAGAAAUUGUCAUUUUUUUUUUUUAAAAUAGCACAUAUGAAGUGUAAAUCAAAGUUGUUAAAGAUAAUGAAGACAAAAGUUUAAGAAGUAUCUCUGGCUAAUGUAGUUACUAUAUUAAAUUAAUAAAAUAUGUACAGUAUAUCAUAAAAUCUAUAUUGAAGGUGCUGUAAGCUAUUUUGGCUGUUCUGGAAUAGCCACGCCCCCCUCUUUCUAAAACGCCACCCUCCAAAGAUACCAAAUGAGCGUUUUGAGUAGGAGCAGUUGUCAAAAACAACAGCAGCAAAAUUGCGCCCUCAACUGACGACUGUUAUGAGCAACAUGGCUUAAAAAUGGCAUUAAGCCUCAAUAAUUCACUGCAACUACAAAACUAUGAGAACGUCAAAAAUGAUUGAGAAAGCGUCAGAGACCAUGGCCAGCGGACACAUUUACAGAGUCUAGAGCUGUCACAGAGACCGAUGAGAUAUCUCAUGACACUUAUUUCAGUAAUAUCUUUCAGGGAGUAAGACAUUUUUUGCAUACCUGUCCAUGAAAAAAAUCGCUUACAGCUCCUUUGACAAUAUAAAAUCUGAAUGUAGUAGUAUUCCAAAUAUAUUCCUAAAAUAUGUUGAUCUGAUGUAUUCUCCUACAGAUGUUCUAAAUAUUUUAUUAAUACUGAAAAUGCCCUUAUUUAUCAAAUAACACUGGCCUACUGAUUGGAGCCGGUUUGUGUUUCUCCAAAAAAAACAAGAAAACAAAAUAUUAAUGUUAAA